AUGGAUGCUCAAGCGACGCAAACACAAGAAGUAGCCGAUUAUGAAACAGCGCUCGAUACAGCCGGUGGUGUAGCGAGUGCUUUCUUCUGGGGUAUUGUUGGUGAUGUAUUCGGCAGGCGAAAAAUUCUCAGCUUAACAUUACUCCUAGAUGCAAUGAUCAUGCUGGCGCAGAGUACCGUCAAUGAUUACAGACUGCUGCUGGCUGCGAGGAGUAUGAAUGGAUUCUUGAUAGCAAUCGCAUGGCUUGUCAUCCCAUUUAAAACGGUCGACUUCCACACAGUUUUGCCAGUGGCAUCCUGGCGUCUGUACCUUGCUUUGGGAAGUUUACCAGGGUUUGUGAGCGGUUUGUGGAUGUUAACUUUACCGGAGAGUCCUAGAUUAUUAGCAGAUACAAAUAGAGGCGAUAAAGCUUUGAAACUGCUCACGAACAUACAUAGAAAAAAUAAUGGAAAAGGAGCGGAGUUUAAGAUUAAAAAGAUCAUUCAGAACGAUAUUUUCAUAGACAAAUUACUCGGCACCGAUGAGAGCCGGUCUAAGGUUUUGUUCCUGGGAGUUCUGAAAGACCUAAAAGUUUUCGUUUCCAAGAGUUACGCAGUUAAAUCAAGCAUCAUACUGUUCGUGUUCUUCGCUAACAUGGCAGCAGGGUUUGGUUUAAACUUAUGGAUUCCCGAGCUUCUUCUUCGUAUGCAAGGAAAGGAUUGCAAGUUUGGAAGACAGAUAGCGUUGCCAGAAAACGCUAGGCUGGUAAACGAUAGCGCCUGGCAGGAGUACACCAAGAUGUUCCCACAGGAGGGGCGGUUCAAUGAUAGUAAUUUUGAUACUUACGAAUCCGCUAAUGGAGAGGAGAAGUGCGAUGAUUUUAUGGAUGAUGAUGUGUUUACAUCAGGUCUUAUAGUAGGCGCAUGUUGCGUGCUCGGCAACGCAGCGUGCGCGCUGCUGUGCGCUCACGGCGGGGGGCGGGGGGUGCGGAGAGCGGCCGCGGCGUGUGCGCUCGCGUGCGCGCUAGCGUGCGCCUGCUUAGCAGCUUGCGCGUGUUCGUGCGCAUCGUCGAACAAGGUAAUUUAUUCUUAACCUUAGACCUUUCUCUAUCUGAGUUACACAAAGCCUUAUCAUCAGGUUCAGAGGUGUACUAAGGAAAUAACAACCUGUAGGCAAAGCUAUACGUAUAUUAAUUUAUAAUAAUCACAGUUUUAUCAAAUGAAACAGCAAUCCCAUUUGUGUAUUACAAUGAAAUACCAAAAAGAACCACAAUUUUAAAAUAAGAAAAUCAUCUUUUCCGCAAAGUUCAAAAUAUUUUGUGUUAAUUUGAUUUGCCACUCGAACCUUUAGCAAUCUGGGCGAGUGCUUUCGCCCGGAUAG
Molecule: messenger RNA, 1359 nt
Organism: Diatraea saccharalis (sugarcane borer)
Lineage: Eukaryota; Metazoa; Arthropoda; Insecta; Lepidoptera; Crambidae
Source: the annotation of a GenBank genome assembly